Messenger RNA from Trematomus bernacchii (emerald rockcod), 1398 nucleotides. It is a transcript of the gene ppcs, whose product is annotated as phosphopantothenoylcysteine synthetase. Gene Ontology annotation, cellular component: cytoplasm; nucleus. The record is from RefSeq and is a predicted model, not a curated record. Lineage: Eukaryota; Metazoa; Chordata; Actinopteri; Perciformes; Nototheniidae. Gene Ontology annotation, biological process: coenzyme A biosynthetic process. Gene Ontology annotation, molecular function: phosphopantothenate--cysteine ligase activity. The transcript has 4 exons. Bases 83 to 1042 code for a protein of 319 amino acids.
GGUUUCAGGAAGUGCAGAAGUUGUUGUGAAGCUGACUGACAUCAACCUCGGAAUCGAAAGUAGGGCAUUUCGCAGUUUAGUGAUGGCUAAUCCCAGAGUAUCUUCCAUCGAUGGGAAGUUGGCAGAAGAAUUUGCCGUCCCCUGCCAUGUUGAUGAGGUUAAAGAGAAGAUGGCAGCUUUCGCCAGUCUACACGCUGCAGCGGGUCGCAGAGUGGUUCUCAUCACAUCAGGAGGAACCAAAGUUCCCCUAGAGUCCCGCACUGUCCGCUUCCUAGAUAACUUCAGCAGUGGCAGGCGAGGAGCCUCUUCAGCGGAGUAUUUCAUGGACUCAGGCUACGCAGUCAUCUUCCUGCACAGGCAUCGCUCCCUCUACCCCUACACACGGGUGUUCUCUACCAUUAACAUGCUGGAUGCCCUGAUGUUCAGAGGGGAAGAAGAAGCUUCCUCUGGUGAAGUGGUGGUUAACCAGCAGGUGCUUCCCAACAUUGCCAAAGCACUGAAGAGAUAUCAGGAAGUGAAAGAAAGCAACCUCCUUCUGCCAAUCGAGUUCAGCACUCUGUCAGAGUAUCUGCAUCUUCUUAAAGCAGCAGCACAGGCACUCAGCGCUAUAGGACCAAUGGCCAUGUUUUACUUGGCUGCAGCUGUGUCAGAUUUCUAUAUCCCAGCAUCUGAGAUGCCCGAACACAAAAUCCAGUCUUCUAAUGGACCUCUUCAACUCAGUUUGAACAUGGUACCUAAGAUACUGUCCCCGCUAGUGAAAGACUGGGCCCCUCAGGCUUUUGUCAUUUCUUUUAAGCUGGAGACAGAUGCAUCCAUCCUGCUGGACAAGGCUCGCCGGGCUCUGGCCACCUACAGGCAUCAGGCGGUGGUGGCCAACGUGCUGGACUCCAGACGGGGCUAUGUGGUGGUGGUGACCCCCGAGACCCAGGCUGAGCUGAUCAUCUCAGAGGAGGAUGCCAAGAAUGAGGUGGAGAUAGAGGAGAGGAUAGUGAGCAACCUGACGUCAGCGCACGACAAGUUCCUCACUCAACAAGGGGGCUGACAGAAAUCACCCAUACUGCACACCUGAGUCAUGAGUUGUUGUCUGUGCGCUCACUCGUUCCUGAGCUCGGCUUGAAUAAAUACUUUAAAUCAUAUUGAUAAUAUAACCUUGGUAAUAACUUUAAAACACAUCCUGCCUUCCCAUGACCUUUCUAAUGUACAUCAUCCAAGCUUUGAUGACUGUUUCUGUACAAUGACAAAACACAAGUUAAUGAAAGUUUAUUAAAUGUUUAUUCACAUUGUGCAAUGAACUAGAAACAAAGUAAUGUUAUUGCCUUUUCUACACAAGGGACUGACGGUUGAAUAAUUCAGUGACAUGCUUUACUACAAAUCUAUAAUAAAAAUCAACAAGUUUAA